GUUUUUUCUAUCAUCAUGCUUCAUCUUCUUCUCUCUCUCUCUCUCUCUCUCUCUCUCUCUCACACACACACACACAUUCAUUGGUUCCUCACAUGGGUGAAUCAUUGAUGAGCAUCGCGACAAUUCCAUUAAAGUAAGGCAGUGACAGCUACCAUUUUAUCCCCCUCAACUGAAAUUUUAACAAUAUUUUUUCUUUUUUCCUAAAAUAAUUAUAAUAUAUUUGAGACAAUAUUAAUUAUAAUCAAAACAAAAGAGAGGGACCUUUUCUAGAGUCUAGAAACUCAUGAACCCAUUAAUCUAAAAACAUUAUACCAUAUAAUUUUUUAUGCAUGUAUGUAUGUAUCUAUGAAUGUACGUAUGCAUGAAUGAAUGAAUGGAUAUGUUUUGGUGAGUGAAAAAUGGGAGCAGAGGUCUAUUAUAUAUAUGAGUAGGAAGAAGAAAGGGCCAGACAGGCUAGCUAGCGCAGGAGCUUUCCCUAUAUAUCUUAAUCUGAUCGUGUUCACCACCCAUCCCAUCCCUUCAUCUUCACCUUCACCUUCACCUUCACCUUCACCUUCACCUUCACCCUCAGAGCUGUGGAAAUAAAAUAGCUUAUUAGUUAGUUAAGGAAAUCAAAGAUGGGGGGAAUAGCAUUUGGAAGGUUUGAAGACUCGUUCAGCUUGGGAUCUUUCAAGGCCUACCUCGCCGAGUUCAUCUCCACUCUCCUCUUUGUCUUCGCCGGUGUUGGCUCCGCCAUUGCCUACAAUAAGUUAACGAAUGGGGCUGCGCUGGAUCCGGCGGGGCUGGUGGCGGUGGCCAUCUGCCACGGCUUUGCGCUGUUUGUGGCGGUGUCGGUGGGGGCUAACAUAUCGGGGGGGCACGUGAAUCCGGCGGUGACUUUUGGGUUGGCGGUGUGCGGCCAAAUCACCGUCCUCACCGGCAUCUUCUACUGGAUUGCCCAGCUCCUCGGCUCCAUCGUCGCCUGUUUCCUCCUCAAGGUCGUCACCGGCGGCUUGGCCAUGCCCACGCACAGCGUAUCGGCCGGAGUAGGGGCAAUAGAAGGAGUAGUAAUGGAGAUCAUCAUCACCUUUGCUCUUGUCUACACCGUCUACGCCACCGCAGCUGACCCCAAGAAGGGUUCCUUGGGCACCAUUGCCCCCAUCGCCAUCGGCUUCAUCGUCGGCGCCAACAUCCUGGCCGCUGGCCCCUUCUCCGGCGGGUCCAUGAACCCCGCCCGCUCCUUUGGCCCCGCCGUCGUCAGCGGUGACUUCCACCACAACUGGAUCUACUGGGUCGGACCCCUCAUCGGAGGUGGCCUCGCCGGGCUCGUCUACGGCAACGUGUUCAUGCGCUCCGACCACGCUCCUCUCACCAGCGAUUUCUGAAUAAGCUAGAUCGGUGAAUUAAGGCCGCGUUUGUUUUGCAUGAAAUGGUGAAUUGGGUUUCAUUCUAUUUUUAUGUGCCCAAACGUGUAGUAAAUUCUUGUGUCAUGGAGGGAGCAAUUUGUGUUUGUAAUAAAAGGAGGAAGGGCAAGCUGCGCUCUGCUAGCUCUUUCUUCUUUUUUGUUUCUUUCUUUCUUUCUUUUUCCUUUUGUAUUUGGGGGUGGUAGCUGUAAAGGCACGUUAUGGUGAAUUGUUGCUUUUGGAAAAGAGGAAAUAGUUGGAGAUAUGAUUGUACGUGGAGCCA
Messenger RNA from Malania oleifera, 1665 nucleotides. Its product is annotated as aquaporin TIP2-1-like. Gene Ontology annotation, cellular component: membrane. Gene Ontology annotation, biological process: transmembrane transport; water transport. The record is from RefSeq and is a predicted model, not a curated record. NCBI's taxonomy places the organism in Eukaryota, Viridiplantae, Streptophyta, Magnoliopsida, Santalales, Ximeniaceae. The coding region runs from base 618 to 1364 and encodes 248 amino acids. The transcript has 3 exons. Gene Ontology annotation, molecular function: water channel activity.